CAAUGUGUAUUGCGGGAUAGCCCAAUCAGGGGGACAGGUUAUGCAGCUCACGGAACCGGAAGGCGGAACCGACAAAUCGACGCUCUAUUUUCCCUAACAAAUACUGCAUAUUGGUGUCUUUAGUGUCAAAGGACGUGCACCCAGAUGACAUUUGAGCAAGAACAGGUCUGCAACCUCAGUACAGAAUUGUUUACUGCUGAUGGGAAGCAUGCAACACUUGCGAACUCCAGUACAAGCCUUGAGACGAGCUCAGGCAGUCGUGAUCUGUCGCAGCCGCAGGAGCAUCAAACCGUCAACUGAGCUCCUCCAGAUGCUCCCAGAUCUCUAUGAAAUCUACAACGAGACCCAGCCACACCGGGCUGGACAGCGCCGGAGAAGGAAGCUGCACUGGGCACUGCUGCCUCGCAGCUUAGACCUGUCAAGCUGGUGCCACUUCUGCAACCUUAAAGACGGAGCUGUUUCAGCUAGGUACAGCACGCAAGCAGCAACUCUCCCAGACGCACCUGUACUCUCAUCCGAUACAACUCAUGCCACGAGAUUGGGCAAUGUGUCAGCGACAAAUGUAUGUGAGGAAUCAAAACUGAACUGCAUGCAAAACGUGUCAGAGGGUUAUAAAAAUAAGUCCCUCAACGCACGGCUAUCCCUUGAAGAAGUUCUGACCAGGUUACAAAGCAACCCAGAUGUAAUGUCCGUGCACAGAAUCUGGCAAGUGCAAGGCUUGGGUGAAGAAAUCCAGCAGAGACAGCUCAAUGGAAAACCAGUUCCAGAUGGUAUAAAUGCCCUCGAUCUUGACCACCUGCUUGGCCUUCAGUCUAAAACCAGCCGAAAGAAAUUCAUCAAUUUCUUGGUCAAGAAGGACAAGUUGAAACGCAAAAAGACAGAAGAGCAAGCAUCGAGACUCAAAUGUAAGGCAUUAGAAUCAAGUGCACUUCAAGAGCCAGAGUUAACUGUUCACAACACUUUUGUUCGCCACGGGCAAGAUGUGGCAGAGGAUGCCGCUAAUGGGUGGAAUCUUGCCAGGAGCUUGAUGUUCGGUCCCCCUAUCGUGUUUGAUCUGAGCUACGACCAUCGCAUGAAUCGACGAGAGAUCAUCAACACUAUCUUGCAACUGAAUCGCGUCCUCAGUGCCAAUAAAACUCUGCGGGACCCCUUCCAUGUCCACUUCACAAGCGUAGCCGGGGAUGGACAUGCAGAACAAGAACUGAAGCGCGUCCACGGCGAGCAUUUCGACAACCUCAUGGUGAGCAUCGCAGAAAUGCCGCCUCAGUGUGUUUUCCCCAACGAGGAACUGGUUUACCUGACAGCCGACUCGCCGAACGUUCUAACAAGCUAUGACCCCAAUAAGAUUUACAUCAUCGGGGGUUUUGUCGACAGGGCUGUCAAGAGUCGGGUGUCCCUCGGCAAGGCGGAGGAGGCAGGCAUCCCCCAUGCCCGACUACCGCUUGACGAGCAUCUCAGGUGGCAUCAGAGCACUAAGAACUUGACGUUAGACCAGAUGAUGGACAUCCUGAGUGAGUUGAGAGCAUCAGGGGACUGGGGUAGGGCUCUGCAGCAUGUGCCAAGUAGAAAACACCUCGGAAGAAAACAUGUCUCCACAAUGGACAUAUGCACACUAACAUCUUAAUUUGAGGACAAGUGCCUUUAAUAUCUAUAGUCAAACUCAACCUGGCCUUGGCAAAUGUUUGUAACAUGUUGGUCAUUCUAUAAAGUUGGGGUCCAUUACCUCUGAACUUGUAAUUUGCCAUUCAAGUCCAUUGUUCAUUAACUCUUACUUCCCAAAUCAUCCAAAAUUCCUCUUUGCAAAAUGGAGAAUUUUGCAGGAUUGAGGCUAUAUGGCAAAAGUGUGUGGCUGAUUUUAGAGGAUGCACUGUGUCAAGGUCUGAGGCCAGACCUUGUGUUUAUGCUCAGUCAUGCAUACAUUUAGGCCAAGAUUAUAGUACUUGACAUCCUCAGCACUUCUCUAGGAUGUCACUGGCUCUGCCUCAACAUAUGCCAGUGAUUGCUGGAAGAUUUUGCAGGAUUGAGGUAGUGGUCAACCCUCCAAGGACCACAUUCAAUUUUUUACAUGGAGGCAGUUGGAGAAUUUUGCAGGAUUGAGGUUGCAUCCCAGCAACAUUGCCUAGGGAGUGAGGGUUAAGAAUGACUUCAAUCAAUUUUGUUUUGGGGUAGGUCGUUUGCUAUUCAUAAUCACAAGAGGAUCACUGCAGAACUGAAAGCAACAGAGUUGUAAAUCAUACAUGUCAGAUGUAGAUGUCAGAUGUAACAGGGACCGGUAUAAACAAGAAGCCCCAAAAUGUAUAGAAUGACCCAUAUCUCC
Patiria miniata (bat star) is the source of this 2317-nucleotide messenger RNA. RefSeq names its product tRNA methyltransferase 10 homolog C-like. Gene Ontology annotation, biological process: positive regulation of mitochondrial translation; mitochondrial tRNA 5'-end processing. Gene Ontology annotation, molecular function: tRNA binding. The transcript has 2 exons. Bases 200 to 1624 code for a protein of 474 amino acids. Lineage: Eukaryota; Metazoa; Echinodermata; Asteroidea; Valvatida; Asterinidae. Gene Ontology annotation, cellular component: nucleoplasm; mitochondrion; nucleus. The record is from RefSeq and is a predicted model, not a curated record.